Molecule: messenger RNA, 1751 nt
Organism: Hypanus sabinus (Atlantic stingray)
Lineage: Eukaryota; Metazoa; Chordata; Chondrichthyes; Myliobatiformes; Dasyatidae
Product: fibulin-1-like
Exons: 7
Coding region: 77-757 (226 amino acids)
Molecular function (GO): calcium ion binding
Source: RefSeq, a predicted model, not a curated record
UGGUGAGAUUAUACAGAGUAUAAAACCCAGAGCUCACAGUGACAGCUGACACUAGAAAGGGCGAGUUGUGCAGAGAAUGGGUCUCGGCAACAUGAGCAGCUGCCUGCCUCUUCUGGUUAUCUUGUGCUGUGGUUUGUUCCGAGACAUUCUGUCCCAAGUUCACAUAUGUCAACCGGGUCAUCGAUUUGAUCCAUCACUAAACAAAUGUUUCGAUAUCAAUGAAUGUGAAAUAAUUUCAUGUGGACCUCGCAAAAAGUGUUGGAACACAAUUGGCAAUUUCAGGUGUCAAUGCAAGGAUGGGUACAAUACAAUCAAUCAGGACUGUGAAGAUAUCGACGAAUGUAAUUCCUCUCCGUGUGCCCGUGAAGCAACUUGUCAGAACACAGAUGGUUCAUUCCAGUGCAUCUGCAGCACCGGUUUUCAGUCGACUGAGAAGGCUGGCUCCAAUGGAAGGAGGAGCUGUGAAGAUAUCGAUGAGUGUGAAUACUCUCCAUGUCACCAUCAUGCAUCUUGUCACAACACAAUGGGUUCCUACCAGUGCAACUGUGUUGCAGGGUUUAAGGCAUCUGAUGCGACCGCCAGCCUCACUGCAGGGAAGGUUUGUGAAGAUAUCGAUGAAUGCAAGUCCUCACCUUGUCACGAACAUGCAACUUGUGUCAACGUAAUGGGAUCCUACCAGUGCAACUGCAACACAGGGUUUCAGGCAUUACCUGUGACUGUUAACCUCCCGGCAGGGAAAGUUUGUGAAGGUUUAUAAAGUAAUUCAAUCAGAGGCAUUCAAGACCCAAUGACAAGAUUCUUCUCAGCGGAGUUUCUCUCUUUUAUUCUCUUUGGCUCUCGCUCUGCGUCUGGCUCUGAAGAUUGUGGGUUCAAGACCCACUGCCAGGAAUGGAAAGCUACUUUGCGGGAGUGGUCUCACCAGCAGAAUUAUUUGGCUUGUACUGAGCUUGUAAAAAGGCAGAAUCCAACUGGAAUUCUAGAAGUGUGUGUGUGUGAAAGUGAGUCUGUAUAAGAAUAUGUCUGCGAUUUGGUGUCAUGAUGAGUGUGAUUAUAAAUAAAUGUCAGGAUUUUUGCUACAUUUCCAAGUUUUGCACAUGUAUCCUGUUAAUUUAGCUGUUGUUCUUCAUGAGAUAUAUGACUGUGGUGCCAACAUUGUUGAAAUAUUUCCUGAAGACAAUGUGAGAUCCCAGAUUUGAACUUGACCUUCACCUGACAUGUUGCAUCUGUACGGUUUAGACUGAAAGAUCAGGUACACAAUGUACAGAAGACUCUAACGGAUACAAAACCCAUGUAGUAGAUUGAUACAGAACCUGGAUAUGUGCACAGUUCAUGUUCACACGCAGACACUCACUACACAGAACUAAAGCACAUGUAGAGCAGAAACAUACACACAAAUGCACUCAUACACACACACGCAUAUUAAAGGCAAACGCGCACACGCAUAACAGACCUGAAACACGUGCAGCACAGACAGACAGACAGACAAACACACAAAUACAUGCUUGCACAGACGCAUACCACACAGGCAUAUGCACGUGUACAGGCACACGUUCACACACACACACACCACUUCAAGUGCUGAUUUUAGCCUGUGAUUGGGUAGCUAAGCAACAUUUAACCAUCACGCCUGCUCCUCUUCUGCCUUUACAGAUGAAGACUGACUGCCAGCCUUGCUUUCUGCAUCCAUUUUAAAACCAUCCAUAUAAUACAUAUGAUAUGUUUUAAUUGGAAUAAAGCUCUUUAUUUACUAA